Molecule: messenger RNA, 1610 nt
Organism: Amphimedon queenslandica
Lineage: Eukaryota; Metazoa; Porifera; Demospongiae; Haplosclerida; Niphatidae
Gene: Lim3
Product: LIM/homeobox protein Lhx3-like
Biological process (GO): regulation of transcription by RNA polymerase II; neuron differentiation
Cellular component (GO): nucleus
Molecular function (GO): RNA polymerase II transcription regulatory region sequence-specific DNA binding; DNA-binding transcription factor activity, RNA polymerase II-specific; zinc ion binding
Source: RefSeq, marked predicted
GUAAUAUCCCAGAAUAGUGUCAGAUUAAGGCGCCCAGGGCGCGAGGGUGGUGGUUUUCUGUUGAAUUGUCCUUGCUACUUUCUCGUACCAUUACAUUAUAGCCGGGCUUUCUUUAUAAAAACCCCGCCAUAGCUCUCUAAGGCUUCAGUCAUUCUUGGAAGCUAGCUGGAAGAAGAUAGAAGACUCGAGCAGGUUAUCUGUGACAUUGAGAACUUCCUAACAACCAUUACUCUUAUGGGCUAAAAUGUCCUAUCAGGACAUUAAUACCCAUCAGACCACCAGUUCACCAGUCGUAGAUCCUUUCCAAGUCCCACCGUCCCUCCCUUCCAUUCAAACCCCCCAACCCUCUGGCAUGGCUAUGCUGGUACAGCCUCAGUCCGCUGCCCCUUCUUCUCUCUCUCUUGCUCAGACCCCCACACAAGAGUACCACCAAAAUUUAUCUUCUCCUUCGAACCAGCCACAGCAGAUUCAAACGUCAGCUCCACAGGCACAAGAUCAAUUUUGUGCUGGUUGUAACACUAGAAUAUUUGAUCGGUUUAUACUUAGAGUUCAAGAUAAGUCCUGGCAUGCUAAAUGCCUUCGGUGCUCAGACUGCCAGUGUCAACUCUCUGAUAAAUGCUACUCUAGAAGUGGACAAGUCUAUUGUAAAGAUGAUUUUUCAAAGAGAUUUGGUACAAGAUGUGCUGGUUGUCAGCAGCCUAUACCACCAACACAAGUAGUGAGGAGGGCACAGGAGAAUGUCUAUCAUCUCCAAUGUUUCGCGUGCUUUAUUUGUCAGCGACAGCUCUCCACAGGAGAUGAGUUCUAUCUAAUGGACGACAGGAAGCUAGUCUGUAAGGCUGACUAUGAGGCAGCUAAAGCUAGAGCAGAUGGCAGUCAAAAGCGUCCAAGGACCACCAUUAGUCAAAAACAGCUGGACCUUCUCAAAACUGCCUACUGCGUCAGCCCAAAACCUUCCCGUCAUGUCCGCCAAGAACUCUCGGAUAAAACCGGACUGGACAUGCGCGUGGUUCAAGUUUGGUUCCAGAACAAGCGAGCAAAAGACAAAAGGACAAAGAAGGACGAUGGGUCGGACGAGGGAGCAGGAGAGGGUGAGGGAAGGGGAGGGGAUGGGGACUUUAGUGUGUCCACACCCACUAGUGCCACUGAUGAUAUACAGGGACAAUUUAUACUAGAUCCAGAUAUAGCUCAGCAGGGCAUUGAUGCUCCUCCCCCUAAUCCCAUCGGCACCACUAGUGCGUAGCUCUCUGAACUUGAUUUUAGUUCAUACUAGCGAAUUCUGUGGUAAUUAACUAAUUGAAUUUAUUAUUUACAAUUAUUAUAAUUCCUAAUAACUUUAUUGUUAUUUUCACUCAAUAUUCUCGCUCCUCUCUCUCUUUUCAAUUUUUUUUUUUUUUGGGAGAAUACCAAAAUAUACAAAACUGACCACCUGGAAUUAGUUUUCAAAUGCUCCUUUUUGCAAAAACCAAUUAUUACUAUUAUUAUUUAUUAUUGCUAUUAAUAGAAGCAAGGCCACUUUAUUAUUAUCUCUACUUUUUGUUCCUUUGAAUUUCUCUCGUGAUUUUGUACUUUUUCCUAAAAAUACAAUAAUAAUAAUUUUUGCUUCAUUU